AUGGUAUCUACAUCUAAUAAAUCGCCUCUCAGCAUGUGGCUCUUCGCUGUUCUAUUUGCCCUCCAAAUCCACACUGUCUUUGCCAACACCGAGAAGGCGAUAUUCCUCGGCCCAAGCAGUAUCCACGUCCCAGUUGAACAUCCAACACUUGAGGCUCUCCGGCUUCAAGAGCUUUCACCACAACCCCAACACUCCUCCCUCCGCACGCAUAUCCAAGCCGAAUUUCCAACUAAUACCUCCAAGCACGGGCACCCAUCAUGGUUCCUCCUGCAUCAACUAAAACGAGGUCAAAGAUAUGAAGUGCGGCAACCAACCGCCUUCCGACUCAACACCUACGAGCUACCUAAAGUUUUCGGGACUCCCGAAUUGAUCGCGUCCGUGGCGCAGUACUCGGAAACCCGCCAGCUUGGACUGACGGAUGUUGUAGACGAAAAGCCGAGCAUCUAUGGAAGAGGCAGCAUUGAUGACUCUUCGGUAUUGCUCCUAGAGGUGCUCGCAGCUGCCGAUUACUAUACUACGAAUAAGACCCUCAUGACCCAUGUGCCGCCGGUCUUCGUCGAUAUCAUCCUGGAUCCAUUCAUAUUCAAUGUAUUUCCUCGGUCCUUGGUCCCUACUGCUGGAUACAUCCUCCUACUCGCCAUUGGAAGCUGGUACCUCUCGAAGUAUAUCAGCAGAUGGCUUGUUGAGAUUGCUCGCGAAGGUACGAGCACGGAUAAAAAGGAGAGUUAA
Molecule: messenger RNA, 729 nt
Organism: Venustampulla echinocandica
Lineage: Eukaryota; Fungi; Ascomycota; Leotiomycetes; Helotiales; Pleuroascaceae
Exons: 2
Coding region: 1-729 (242 amino acids)
Biological process (GO): GPI anchor biosynthetic process
Cellular component (GO): mannosyltransferase complex; endoplasmic reticulum membrane
Molecular function (GO): mannosyltransferase activity
Source: RefSeq, a predicted model, not a curated record